UUUUUAAAAGAUGGUCGGAAAUUAUAUUAUUUUUUUCUAGACCAACACAUCACUUCAUGUUACAUACACCUACAACCGUUGACUUCUUGAUAUAUGCUCUGAGGCUGAUUUAAUUCAUCUCAUCCAAAUUUCUUUGCAAUCAUUUCGCAUAAACUCUUCCCAAUUAAGUUUCGACUUUAUAUAUCUUUCAAGCACGUCUUCAAUGGCGUCUUCUUCGACUUCACCUAUUCACAGCUUUCAGUAUGAUGUGUUUUUAAGCUUCAGGGGUGAAGACACCCGUAAGAAUUUCGUUGAUCAUCUUUAUCUUGCUCUUGAGCAGAGAAAGAUAUCUACUUACAAGGAUGACGAAAAAAUCGAGAAGGGAAAACGGAUCAGUGAACAACUCAUUAGAUCCAUUGAAGAUUCAAAGUUCUACAUCAUUGUUUUUUCCAAAAACUACGCAUCCUCAUCUUGGUGCUUGGAUGAGCUUGUGAAGAUAAUGGAAUGUCACAAGACUAACGAGCGUAUUGCUUACCCCAUCUUCUAUGACGUGGAACCCACCGAAGUCCGCCACCAAACCGGGGCAGUUGGAAAAGCCUUUGCUAAACAUGAAAAGGAAGAGUCUGCCGAGAAAUGGAGAGAUGCUCUGAAAGAAGCAGCCACUCUGGCUGGAUGGGAGUUGAAGAACACGGUUGAUGGGCAUGAAGCUAAAUUCAUUGAAAAAAUUAUCGAAGAUCUUUUACUAAAGUUACCUUCCAACGAUCUCAUCAUUGAUGACAAUUUAGUAGGCAUGGAAACCAGGAUCAACGAAGUCUUAUCUUUUUUAGGAGUUGGGUUUGAUGAUGUUCGGAUGGUAGGGAUCAAAGGGAUGGGUGGUUGUGGGAAGACAACUUUGGCCAGAGCUGUGUUCAAUCAGAUAUACUCUAAGUUCGAAGGUUGCAGCUUCCUUGAGAAUGUCAGGGAAAAUUCAUGUUCUGUCAGUUUGAAGUCAUUACAGGAGCAAGUCCUUUUGAAUGUUGUCUUAAAUGCUCAUCCCAUCACCAUAAAUAUACAAGGUGACAAGAAAAGACUGAUGAAGCAGAUGUCUAGGACAAAGGUUCUUGUUGUUUUAGAUGAUGUGGAUUGUGUAGAACAACUUGAGGCGUUGGCUGGUAAGCCUAACUGGUUUGGGAAGGGAAGUAGAAUUAUCAUUACCACUAGAGAUGAACAAGUGCUGUUAAAACACAAUGUGAAGUUGAUUUAUAAUGUCAAGUUGUUAUCGGAUGAAGAAGCAGUCUGCCUCUUCAGUAGGCAUGCAUAUGGGCGAGAUAUUCCGAUUAGUGAAGAGCACAAAGGAAUGUUAAGAAAAGUUCUACAUUAUGCUGAAGGUCUUCCCUUAGUGAUCAGAGUAUUGGGUUUAAAUCUCGGUGCAAACGACAGUGCUAAUGAGCGUGGAUGGAAAGAAACCCUAGAAGAAUUAAAAACAAUUCCGUUGGAGGAGACUUCAAAAAAAUUGGAAUUAAGCUAUAGUGGUCUGGAGAAGGAUUACAAGGAAAUGUUUCUGGAUGUUGUAUGCUUGUUGAAAGGUGAGACGAAAGACUAUGCAACCGAAGCACUUAAAAGUUGCGAAGAUUAUGCAAAACUUGAUUUAAAAGUUCUUGAGCGAAAAUCUCUCAUUACCUUUUAUAAAAAUUCUAUGGGAUAUGAGUGUGUGGGCAUGCAUGACCAUAUUGAAGAAAUGGGUUGGAAUAUCGUUCGUCGUUUGCACCCGGAUAAGCCUAACCAACAUAGCCGAUUAUGGAUUGAUGAGGAAAUUGAAUAUAUAUUGGCUAAUGACUUGGGUACUGACGCAACAAGAUGUAUACAAUUACGCACAAAGAAGCUCAACCCAGAGAUUGUUAUGCAAGGUCUUAGAAAGAUGAAGCAACUUAGAUUUCUUGACGUGCAUGUGGAGAAAAACAUCCGUGCAAAUAUAUUUGAUCGUUUUCCUUGGAAUUGGAAAUUUAAUAAAUUUGCCCCAUACUUUCCGAAUGCUUUACAAUAUCUACGUUGGAAUAAUUACCCUUUUAGAUCUUUACCGAGAACAUUUCAAGCAGAUAAUUUAGUUUCACUUGAGAUAGCUCACGGCGAAAUCGUACAACUUUGGGAAGGGGAAGAAAGAAAGGUUCUUAACAAGCUCAAAUUCCUGGACCUCUAUAAUUCAAGGUUGAGGACCCUUGACCUAAGGCUGACUCCAAAUCUCGAGAAGUUGAGUCUUGGAGGAUCUAAUGAUUUGGUAGAACUUGACAUGGGUGCUGGAUGUUUAAAGCUCAUAUACAUUGACAUCAGUUUUUCGAAGUUGAGGUGCCUUGAUCUUAGGCCGGCUGUGAAUCUUGAGCUGUUAGUUCUUAAGAAUUGUGAUGAAUUGGUAGAACUUCAUAUGCCUAGUAUAUGUCUAAAGUUGAGAUCCUUCCACCUUAGUAAUUCAAAAUUAGGAAGAAUUGACCUAAGGCAUGCGUCAAAUCUCGAGGUUUUAAGGAUUGAUAGAUGUGUAAAUCUCAGAUCCCUCACACUCCUUAAAUCGAAGUUGAGGACCCUUGAAAUCGGGCUGACUCCAAAUCUCGAGCGUUUAGAUCUUCAAAAGUCUGACAAUUUGGAAAAGCUUCAUAUGGCCGAUAUAUGUGAAAAACUUGCAUAUAUCGAUAUUAGCCAUUCAAAGUUGAGGACCUUUGACAUUGGGCUGACUCCAAAUCUCGAGCAUUUAGAUCUUCAAAAUUGUGAUAAUUUAGAAGAACUUCCUAUGGUCAAUUCCUAUGAAAAGCUUGCAUAUCUCGAUAUUAGCCAUUCAAAGUUGAGGAGCGCUGACCUUAGGCUGACUCCAAAUCUUAAGACAUUAAAGCUUACAAAUUGUUCUCAUUUGGUAGAACUCAAGGCUCCAGCUGGGUAUGUAAAAGGGCUUGUCUACUUAAGCUUAACUGGUUGUUUGAGGUUUAGUUCGUUUACUUAUCGUAGUGUGGAUGAAUCGGAUCAGGUUGGUCCUUUAGCUGAGUUACAUUUGAUUGCCAAGCCCCAAGAAAUAUGCCCAAUUCACCCACAUAAUAAGUUGCCAAAGUUUCAGUUUGCAUGUUUUUAUGAAAAAAGUCCCCCCUCAUUAAGUAGUAAUCUUGAGGAGCUUAUUUCAUUUGGUCUCUGUGCUUGCACAAACUUUACUAGGAUUUCAAGAAGCAUUUGCGGGUUGCGAAAUUUAAGAAAGCUUAAACUCCAAGGCAGUUUUCCAGAGGCACCCAAGGACCUCCACCAGUUAGAUUGUCUAGAGGAGUUAAGUUUGUUGUCUACAAAUAUUAAACAUCUUCCAGAUAGUAUUUGUAUGUUGAAACAUCUAAAAUCUCUCGAACUCAAUAAGUGUUCAUUGCUUGAGAAGUUACCGGAGGAUCUUGGUCAAUUGGAAUGUUUAGAGAAGCUAUACUUGAUCGAGUGUAAGUUUCUACAAGAUAUCCCGAACAGCAUAUGUAACAUGAAAUGUCUACAAGUGUUGCAUAUAAAAGGUACUUCUAUAAGUCAUCUUCCACGAAGCAUUCUUUUGUUGAAAGGUCUAAGUAUCCGUGGGUCAAGACAGCUUCUUGAGUCGUUUGGUUUUACAUCCGAGAUACAAACCUCAAAAAACCAAACAUUGUGCCACGUGGAGUCCUCAAAAAGCCAAUUCACGAAGAACUAUUGUAAAAGGCGUACUCGAGAUAAAACCACCACGACUUGGAAAAUCCCAAAGAUGUCAUUUAUUCAUGCAUUGUACCAUAUCAGAAUUCAAGCAUCAGAUGUUAAGAUCCUGAUAUAUGUGGAUUUUGUGCACGUUAAUUAA
Molecule: messenger RNA, 3793 nt
Organism: Lactuca saligna
Lineage: Eukaryota; Viridiplantae; Streptophyta; Magnoliopsida; Asterales; Asteraceae
Source: the annotation of a GenBank genome assembly